Chionomys nivalis (European snow vole) is the source of this 3478-nucleotide messenger RNA. It is a transcript of the gene Tmpo, whose product is annotated as thymopoietin. The transcript has 9 exons. Gene Ontology annotation, molecular function: DNA binding. Bases 277 to 1635 code for a protein of 452 amino acids. The record is from RefSeq and is a predicted model, not a curated record. Lineage: Eukaryota; Metazoa; Chordata; Mammalia; Rodentia; Cricetidae.
CCCCAGCUUGUGUGUGGGCUCGGCUCGCCGCGGGCUCCCGGCUCGGCCGCUCUCGCUCCCUCGCUCGUUCCUGCGCCCGGGGCUUUUGUGGCGGAGCCGUCCCCGACUUUGUGUCCCGACUUCCGCGCGGCCCCGCGGCGCUGCUCCCGGCACCGGAUCCCUCCUCCCCCGCCCCGGACAGCAGCAGCGAGCGAGAACGAGGAGAGCGAGCGCGCCGGCGUGAGCGACGACUGAGGGGCAGCGGAGAGGGGGGGGACCGAGCCGCCGUAGCCGAAGAUGCCGGAGUUCCUGGAGGACCCCUCGGUCCUGACCAAAGACAAGUUGAAGAGCGAGUUGGUGGCCAACAACGUGACGCUCCCGGCCGGCGAGCAGCGCAAGGACGUGUACGUGCAGCUCUACCUGCAGCACCUCACGGCGCGCAACCGGCCGCCGCUCGGCGCGGGCGCCAACAGCAAGGGGCCCCCCGACUUCUCCAGCGACGAGGAGCGCGAGCCCACCCCGGUGCUCGGCUCCGGGACGGUCGCGGGUCGCGGCCGCGCCGCCGUCGGCAGGAAAGCCACAAAAAAAACUGAUAAGCCCAGACUUGAAGAUAAAGAUGACCUAGAUGUGACCGAGCUCUCUAAUGAAGACCUUCUGGAUCAACUUGUGAGAUAUGGGGUAAAUCCUGGUCCCAUUGUGGGGACAACCAGGAAGCUGUAUGAGAAAAAGCUGUUGAAACUGAGGGAGCAGGGGGCAGAAUCGCGAUCUUCUACUCCUCUACCAACAGUCUCUUCUUCAGCAGAAAAUACAAGACAGAACGGAAGUAACGACUCUGACAGAUACAGCGACAAUGAGGAAGACUCUAAAAUAGAGCUCAAGCUUGAGAAGAGAGAGCCACUAAAGGGCAGAGCAAAGACUCCAGUAACACUCAAGCAAAGAAGAACUGAGCACAAUCAGAGCUACUCUGAAGCCGGAGUGCCUGAGACUGAGUGGACCAGUGGAUCUUCCAGAGGCGGACCUCUGCAGGCACUAACUAGGGAGUCUUCGAGAGGGCCCAGAAGAACGCCAAGAAAAAGGGUGGAAACUUCACAGCCUUUUCGUAUAGAUGGUGCAGUAAUUUCAGAGAGUACUCCCAUAGCUGAGACUAUAAAGGCUUCAAGCAACGAGUCCUUAGUGGUCAAUAGGUUGACUGGAAAUUUCAAGCCUACAUCUUCUAUUCUGCCAAUCCCUGAGUUCUCAGACAUACCCAGAAGAACACCAAAGAAACCAUUGACAAGAGCUGAAGUGGUCGAAAAAACAGAGGAAAGAAGAGUAGAAAGGGAUAUUCUUAAGGAAAUGUUCCCCUAUGAAGCAUCUACUCCAACAGGCAUUAGUGCUAGCUGCCGCAGACCAAUCAAAGGGGCUGCAGGCCGGCCGCUGGAGCUCAGUGACUUCCGGAUGGAAGAAUCAUUCACAUCCAAAUAUGUCCCCAAGUAUGUUCCCUUGGCAGACGUCAAGUCGGAAAAGACGAAGAAGGGACGCUCCGUUCCCAUGUGGAUAAAAGUGUUGCUGUUUGUCGUGGUGGCAGUUUUUCUGUUUUUGGUCUAUCAAGCUAUGGAAACCAACCAGGGAAAUCCCUUCUCUCGUUUUCUUCAAGAGUCUAAAACGUCCAACUGAAGAAGUCACUUCGGCACAUUCAACUUGGUCUCCUGUUUUUCAUAACUGUAGAGAAACAUUUGUGUCCACUGUUGACUGAAGAACUGAACUUGUGAUUUCACCUCAGUGCUGCAUUGCAAAGCAAACACGGCAUCCGCAUCCAUGGACCUCAUUUCAAUGCUGUGGACUCCGGAGAUCACACUGUGCCAUAUGAAGAGGUUUUUUUAGCUUCGGAACUUUUUUGUAGGCUUUAUUUUUUUAAUGUGGACAUCUUAUUUCACUUUUGGGGGAAAUGCAUUGUUUUGUGUAUUUGGAAAUAAGGCAAAACGUGGUGUAAUGUGAAGCUACACAUUAAAUACUUGGAAUUCCUACAGAAAAGAUUUAUGACUUAUUCUCUACUGAGUGAAAAUCUUGCAACUGUGAAUGGAGUUCAGUCAGAGAGGGCCACGCAGUUGUCUUCCUGUAGCGCAGUGGUUUCUUCAUGGAAGGUGCAGCAAUAAGCUCUCCUGUGACUUCUGUGAGUGGUGGCAUUGCUGUACAGUCCUGUCAUACUGCCUGAAAUACUUUACAUAUCAUGAAAAUCCUGCUUCAUUAAAACCACUUAAGUACACUUUGUUUUCCAACAGGGAUCUUUUAGGGCAGCUUAGAUGCCAGUUUUAGGCUCCUGUGAGCUGGCUGUGCCUGUGGGAAGAGCUGGUAGCUCGCAGGAAUCCUGUCAGUGCAGCUUAUCAUCAAAUAAGUGUGCAAGGUUGUUUACUUAGAAGUCAGAAACGAAACACUGGUCCUCUGUUUCAUUUGGAUUCAUUGUUUCAACAUCUAUUACCAAAAAAUCUUUUUUUGCAAGGGGGUUUUUGGUUUUUUUUUUUUUGGGGGGUUGAAGAAGGGUGUUUAUGGGGCUUUUGUUUGCCUUAACCAUAUAAUUCCUGUUGUAAUUUGAUUUAAAAGUAUAACAUUUGCUUUUAAAUCAUAUAUGCAGUAGCAAAUGCUUAAUCUGUAAUUCAAAUAAGGUGGGCAUUAUGAUUUUAUGUACUCUUGAAAUGAUUAACAGUAUCCUUAUGGCUGUCUUAUUUUUUAGCUGAAAUUUACCUCAUGUAUGGCGUAGAUAACGUUGCAUUAAGUUUAAAUUUUAGUAGAAUCAAGGAAAGCAUAAAAAUUCUAAACUUAGUCAUUUAAGUUGCAGUUUUACAGGCACUGACCAUAAAGCACACUAAAAAUGUAAAUUAUUUUUAAUAACAUCCAAAAUGUAAAGAUAAUUUUAAUUUUUAAAAAGGAGGAAGCUGAAGAUGAAUAUUUAGACCAACACACAAUCCUGAAUUAACUAUUUCUGUGUUUAGCUUUUAGAUGUUUUGUAGACUUUUUAAGUAAACUUUUGCCAUAGCGACUAUAGGUCUGGUCUUUCAGGGCAUGUGGGAAACUGACUGAGGUCUGAAGUGCUUGCCUCUCUGAAUAACGGUGUCUUUUGAGAUGAGCCACGGGGGGCCAUGUUUUACUCAACUUUUCCACUCUAAGGGAAUAGCCAUCUUUCUUCCUUUGUUUUCGGACAUUGCUUCUCAGAUUGCUUUCAAUCUUUUGUUGAUAAUUAAAAAUUGUGAGAAACCCCAUUUAAAUUGUUUUAAGAUGUGGGGAAAUAAAUCAGAUUUGACAUACAUAAGGUCAGUCUGGAAUAGGAAAACUAUGGUCCAAUAUAUCAAAAGUAGGACCAGGUAAAACAUGCCAUUUUUUUUUUUAAAUGUGUACUUGGUCUUCUGUCUGUGUCUGUUUUAUUCCAUAGAGUAAAUGUGUCCUUGAUGUAAAUGCAAAGCAUUUAUUAAUUCCUAGAUGUAGACUUUGCAAUAUAAUUCAGUAAUAAAGUAAUUAACCUCUA